UUCGUCGUCCGCAAUAUCACCUUCGUUUGGCCAGUCAUCUCCAUCGCUCCUCUCUAAUCUUCGUCAUCCACAAACGAUCUACCCCCCAUCCUCUCGUUUCUCCCUAAUCACGACCCUUUCAACGUCCUAAUCCGCUAUCAAUUUCCCGAAUUUCCUCUCCCCCAUCCCGUCCACACUCGGUUCGUUCGCGAGGCGAGUUCAUCUCCCUGAUUUUAAUUCGCAUCUUCUUCGGCUCCUCGUUAACUCGCCCUGCAGCUGUUUGCCCUGAGACGGCGAUCGAUAUCCCGUACGACCUACCAUGCCCAUCGUCGCGGUAAUUCGCCUCGGGUAAAAGCAGAGCGAAGCUGAGCGGUGCGGGAGUAGGAAAACCAUGCCCAUCGUCAACUCGAUCCUCCGUCCACGCAAUUCCACUUGCACUCGACGCCUCGCGGAAAAACCGCGCGCUGUUUUCCUCCUCCUUGUGCGUUCCACGUUUCGCGCGGGUCACGCGGCAGACCAUCGCGACGGGGAACGACGUCGCGCGGGUGCUUCGUUUGGUAGACCUUGACCUAGGAGAGGGUCUCGCGCCGGCGUCGCUCCUCUUCUCUCCUCCCCGUUCCUCACCCUUUCAACCCCCCCGUUUCCCAUUUCCACGCCGGAGUUGGGGGGUGGUUGUUUCGCAUCUCUCUCCCCCCUCUCCCCCCCUCCCGCUCUCUCUUUCUCUGUACUGUGCACACGACGUACACGCCUGCACGCCGUUCCAUGGUUGGGGUAGAUUUUUGAUUUCGGUCCGGAGUUCGCGAGUCCCGCAGUGGCUGUCACCCAGCGAGAUCGUGGCGCGGGGUGACGACGACGCGACGUUACAUUUAUAAGUUUCAUCUUCCUCGAGUGCACGCGUCACAACGUGUCAUGGAAAAGGCCCGCUCGAGUAGUUGAAAUUGGUGCUGGUCGACCUGUAGCCGACUGAAGAGAGGCGACCGCGACGUAGAAAAUUAUUUUUCAACCUGCCAUGCAUCCCGCCGUCGACGAAGCAUGCAGAAACCGUUGAGAGAGCUCUCUCGUCUGUGUCUGAGGACAUCCGGAGGUGAACAGCACACCGGGAAUACCGAUAUAUGUUUGGAGGCCAGAGGAGGUUUACCGCUUCUUCAGGUAUGGCCAAGCGAUUCUCCCAGGGGCGAGGCUGACGGCCAGGCACAAGCCUUCGUCUUCCCCGACACCCAGGAAAGCGUCACAGACAGCGGUAUCGAUUCCAUACAGGUUUCCCCGUCGCCCGGUGGCCCCGUUUGCUCGGGUAGCCCGGCCGUUACCCCUCAAACGUCGCGACGCCCGAGUUUGCUGCAUCCCGAUCACGCGCGACUUCACCUCCACCAUCUUCAUCACCAUCAUCACGCGUCGAGUUCCAAGUGCCCGUCGUCGCCCGACAGAAAUUCAUCGCUCGACGAAGAUCCCCCGCCCGGACCGCCCAGUCCGUCCAGCUCAACUACCGGCAGUUUACACUCGAUGCCGAGCUCUGCCAUCACCUCGAUGCAUUCGCAAGAUAGAAGAAGAAGCAGUAGAUACAGCGUUUUCGACGCGUUAGAUUUGGAGUACGCUCUUCUUCGCGCGGCAGCCCGUGGCUCGGUAGGUCCCUAUUCCCUGUCGGAAUCGCUUCACAAGUUGACCUUCACCCAAAGUCUCGCAUUUCCAGCAUUGGCACGUGGCCUUGCCUCAAAGCAAAGUCGACUCCCGGCCACUCGACCGAAACAAGACUCGGAAACGGGGCUGAACGCAUUUGCCAAGUGCCCGGGCAAGAUCCUGGCGCUCGAAAUAAUAAUCACGACGACGUUAAUUACAAUGAAUACGAUAUCCUCGAUAACGACGAUUCCAUUCCGGGCACCGAGAGAUCCUUCACAGGUACUUGAAGAGGAUCCUUCUUCGAGUUUUUCGCCUGGAAAUUUCGAGGAUCCCGCGGGUUCACCGGGGUCACGACUCGUCAAUGGCGCUCCGACCUUGUGGUAGCCAACGACAUUUUCUCUACGGAGUCAGGCGCGAUGAAUGAAAGUCCACGAAAAAAAAUAGAGAUAAUAGCUGAUAACGAAUGGACGAGGUAAGACAACGUUGAUUCGGGUCGUAGACUAGAAAUGGCGCACCGAUCGAUCCCGAUCGCUUCGAUCUCGGAAGACUCGCGAAUAUUUGUCGACCCUGUAACUCCGGUUAUUUUCAGCCUCAGUCUUGUACGAGGUGUAUUAAAAAUUUAACGUUACAUAUUUCACGGGAUCUGAUGACGAUAAUUAACGAAGGAGUAAAAAUAAACUACCGUUUGGCCUGAAUCGAUACUUCGAAAAAAGUAUUUUUACCCUUGAAAGAAUGAAGAGAAAAAAAUAGAAUGUACUUUAUCGACACUGUAUGCCUCUUUCUUGUAUUAAUCAAAAAUCGAAAUUAUAAAAUACUUCCGACGCUCUUUAAAGUGCUUUAAUUAUAUCGUUGUUAUUACACGAUAAUAACGAUAUAUAUAUCUUCUUGACAAUCGCGCUAAUUAUAUGUAAUAUAUACAACUAUGUAAUAAUCUCCGUUCGAUCACGCGUACAUAUGUCUGCAAUAUUAAAGGACACUAUAUUUAAUAUGUAAAAUAAUCACGAUCGUAAUUAUAAUAAUAAUAAUAAUUUUAAUGAU
Messenger RNA from Athalia rosae (coleseed sawfly), 2631 nucleotides. Its product is annotated as palmitoyltransferase ZDHHC5-A. The record is from RefSeq and is a predicted model, not a curated record. The transcript is spliced from 5 exons. Lineage: Eukaryota; Metazoa; Arthropoda; Insecta; Hymenoptera; Athaliidae. The coding region runs from base 1012 to 1977 and encodes 321 amino acids.